GGAAAGAAGCUACCCCCAAAUCGAUUUGGAGUUUUCGACCAGACACCAACCGAGCCCCCAACCAGACCGAAACCAAACCCUAGGCGGCGGCGGCGGCGGAGAUGGCGGCGGCGAGCUUGAGGAAGGGGAACGCGAGGCUGCCGCCGGAGGUGAACAGGGCGCUGUUCGUGCGGAACCUGCCGUUCAACAUCUCGAGCGAGGAGAUGUACGACAUCUUCGGCAAGUACGGGGCCAUCCGGCAGAUCCGGCUGGGCAACGCCAAGGACACGCGGGGGACGGCGUACGUGGUGUACGAGGACAUCUACGACGCCAAGAACGCCGUCGACCACCUCUCGGGCUUCAACGUCGCCAACCGCUACCUCAUCGUGCUCUACUCGCAGCUCAACAAGAUGUCCAAGAAGACGGACAUCAAGAAGAAGGAGGACGAGAUCACCAGGCUCCAGGAGAAGUACGGCAUCGGAUCCAAGACCCCCUCCGCCAACGACGCCUGAUCCUACCCAGCAGAUGUGCUGCUCCGUGUUUAGUUUAGAAAUCGUCGACAGAAACUGUCUGUAAUCUGUGCUUGGCCGCGGUAUGUUUUGUUUGCGGUGGUUCGGUAUCGAUGAUGAACCUGAUUCGAUUGAUAGCAUUUGUCCUGUGUUUUGAUGUAACUUGAAUUUGGUACUUCAAUUAGUAAGUAGUAAUAUCUAUGCUGUGGAUGUCAA
Hordeum vulgare subsp. vulgare (domesticated barley) is the source of this 704-nucleotide messenger RNA. Its product is annotated as splicing factor 3B subunit 6-like protein. The transcript has a single exon. Gene Ontology annotation, cellular component: U2 snRNP; precatalytic spliceosome; catalytic step 2 spliceosome. Gene Ontology annotation, molecular function: RNA binding. The coding region runs from base 102 to 491 and encodes 129 amino acids. Gene Ontology annotation, biological process: mRNA splicing, via spliceosome. The record is from RefSeq and is a predicted model, not a curated record. Lineage: Eukaryota; Viridiplantae; Streptophyta; Magnoliopsida; Poales; Poaceae.